Messenger RNA from Meriones unguiculatus (Mongolian gerbil), 1318 nucleotides. It is a transcript of the gene Ostf1, whose product is annotated as osteoclast stimulating factor 1. Gene Ontology annotation, molecular function: protein binding. Lineage: Eukaryota; Metazoa; Chordata; Mammalia; Rodentia; Muridae. The record is from RefSeq and is a predicted model, not a curated record. Gene Ontology annotation, biological process: signal transduction. The transcript is spliced from 11 exons. The coding region runs from base 174 to 788 and encodes 204 amino acids.
GGCAGCGCGCGGGUCCCGAACGACCGCGGCCAGCGCAGAGUGGCGCCCGGUUCCCGUCUGCGUGUGGGGCUCCCGCGGCCGAGCCUGGCCGCUCCGCGUAGCGCCAUGUCCAAGCCACCUCCCAAACCGGUCAAACCAGGGUCCCUGAGGAUGAAUUCAGUACUUCUCGUCUGAUGAGGCAAGUUAAAGUCUUCAGAGCUCUGUACACAUUCGAACCCAGGACUCCAGAUGAAUUGUACUUCGAAGAAGGAGAUAUUAUCUACAUCACGGACAUGAGUGAUACCAACUGGUGGAAAGGGACGUGCAAAGGCAGAACAGGACUGAUCCCGAGCAACUAUGUUGCUGAGCAAGCAGAAUCCAUUGACAAUCCAUUGCAUGAGGCUGCAAAAAGAGGCAACUUGAGCUGGUUGAGGGAGUGCUUGGACAACCGAGUGGGUGUGAAUGGCCUGGACAAAGCUGGAAGCACAGCCCUGUACUGGGCCUGCCACGGGGGCCACAAAGACAUAGUGGAGGUUCUGUUUACUCAACCGAAUGUGGAGCUGAACCAGCAGAACAAGCUGGGAGAUACUGCUCUGCAUGCUGCGGCCUGGAAGGGUUAUGCAGACAUUGUUCAGUUGCUACUGGAAAAAGGUGCGAGGACAGACUUGAGAAACAAUGAGAAGAAGCUGGCCUUCGACAUGGCCACCAAUGCUGCCUGCGCAUCACUCCUGAAAAAGAAGCAGGGAACAGGUGGGGUCCGAACGUUAAGCAACGCUGAGGACUACCUUGAUGAUGAAGACUCAGACUGAUUCCUCCUGGAGCUGCUUUGAUGCCUAAACUCUUUUUUGCUUUUGCCAUUCCAAACCCUUGGUUGUUUUGCCAGAAGAGUAUUGAUAAGUGUCCUUUUUAUAGUCUGUAUGAACGUGGCACUGUUGCACUGUGACCUGUGAGUCGGCACGUGUAGGGGUGAGUCUCACCUGUGGCUUGCCAACGAGUGAGGAGAUACUUCGCUGUAAACAAUACAUAUAUGUUCACCAGGGUAAAACAAAACAAAAAGAUUAUUUCUAUUUAUCAAGCUAAAGAAAUUUUAAUACUUUUUCUUUUAAAAAAUCAGAUUUUUUUAAAAGUCUUUACCUCAAGGAAUGGGAUGUUUUGAGUGGGUUUUUCAAGGGGGAAAUGGGGGAAAUGCUUAUUAUAAUAGACCAAAAUUCUGAUAGAAAAUUGUCAGCUCUUCUGACAAAAAAUAAACAGUUAAAGAGACUUUAUUAUCUUUUUUUUUUUUUUUGUGCUAUCCCUCAUUGCUGGUAAUUAAAUAAAGCUUUUUAUACUCAGGUAAGAA